AUGGAGAGAAGCACUUCAAGCCAAUCUCCUCCUCACAGGAUUGUGUUGUUUGGGAAGAGUGAUGAAAAAAAGACAACACUUGGAAACUUCCUCACUGGAAAAAGAGAGUUUAAUGUCCUGAAAACCUUUACAAGCAAACAGUGUGAGGAAGCCAGUGGAGUAUGUGGAGGGAAACAGUGUCAAGUAGUGAAAACUCCAGACAUGCUCAGUCUGUCAGUGGAAACAGUGAGACAAGAGAUGAGACACUGCGUGAAUCUUUGCCAUCCAGGACCAAAUGUUCUGCUGCUGUUAGUGAAACCUUCUGAUUUCACUGAAGAGAACAGACUCACACUGAAGUUCAUCCUCAGUCUGUUUGGUCAAGAUGCUUCACAGUACUCAGUGGUCAUCAGCACACAUGAGUCAAGUGAAAAAGAUGACCCUUUCACACGACUACUUAAAGACUGUGGAGGACGACACUACAGCAUGGCUGAAGAUAACUACCGGUCAUUACUGACACAGAUUGAGAACACAGAGCGAGAAAAUAAAGGAACCUUCCUCACGUACACUUGGGAGUCCAUAAGACCAAAGUCUGGACACAUGAAACCAGCUUUAAACCUGGUCCUGUGGGGGAGGAGAGGAGCAGGGAAGACUUCAGCAGCAAAGUUCAUUUUAGGUCAGACAGGUCUUCAUUCAGCCUCCAGCUCAUCAGAGUGUGUUAAACAUCAGAGAGAGGUGUGUGGACGUUGGGUUUCCCUGGUGGAGCUUCCUGCUCUGUGUGGAAAACCUCUGGAGACAGUGAUGAAGGAAUCAUUCAGGUGUGUCUCCCUGUGUGAUCCUGAAGGUGUCCAUGCCUUCAUCCUGGUCCUACCUAUUGUUCCCCUCACUGAAGAGGACAAGAAAGAGUUAGAGAUCAUCCAGAACGCCUUCGGCUCUGGAGUCAAUGACUUCAUACUGAAUCUGUUCAUAGUAGAGUCAGAUCCUAUAGCUGAAGCUGUUGUUGACUUCAUCAGAAAGACCAAUGGUCAUUCCUAUGGUUUCUCAAACCAUUGCUAUGCAGACAUUCUCCAGCUCCUCUUGGCAUUCCUACCAGAUAACGCCAUGGUCCCUGCAAGGAUCCCGUCAUGCCUUGCUGAUAUUUCUCAAAGGAUGAAGGAACGCCAUUUAUCAGCUGAACCUGUCUAAGACUGAGCUCACAGAUCAAUAUCCACAUUGGACCAACCCAAACCCAUGCCCUUUGAGUCUUUCCAGAACUUGGGUGACAUAGUUGACAACCAGGUUCAUGUGGCCUUGGUUGGUCAAGGCCUAUUUGCCAUGUACAAUAUCAGGAAGAUCUGACCCUACCUGUCAAAGCAUGCAACAAAGCUCCUGGUUCAGGCUCCUGUAAUAUCAUGCAUGUACCUCUGCAACUCCUAACUGGUAGGCCUCCCUGCAUGCACAGUCGAACCUCUGCAGUUGAUUCAUAAAGCAGCAGCGCAACUGGUCUUCAACCGGCCCAAAACAGGACGUCCCUCCAUCUGAAUGCCCCUUCACUGGCUCCCAAUUACAACUCCCAUAAAAUUAGAUAACCUGCUUACAAAACAGAAACCACAACAGCUCCUGCUCCCUGAAACCCCUCGUCCAAGUCUAGACUCCCUCCCCUCUGGUAUGCUCUGCCAGUGAAAGGCGCCUGGUUCUUAUCACAAAAAGGCCCUGUGUCGCAAACGCAAAAGACCCAGAUCCUCUAUGGACCCCCACAAAUAGUAUUAUACUGGUGUUAACGAUUAUAAUAAUGAUCAUUGCGGGUGCUGCCAAUUUUGAAUAGGAUAUUCACGAUGAUGAUACUGGUGAUGAUGCACCCUGUUCAUUGCCUCUGUGUUCUUCCUUUCAGCACCUGAAGCUGUGUUGUGGCAUUCAGUCGUGAUGUUCUCAUUGGACAAAAGUGUCUGCUAAAAAAAUGUAUAAUUGUAAAUAACAAAACCACUGUCUCAGUGUGUUGUGAGUAUCACUGAGUAAAACCAGUAUCAUUCCAUGUUUUCAGUUGUUUGUGUGUAAUUAUCAUGCAAACACACCAAAGUUGAACUAGAAACUUUUUUCUUUUGUUUAAAAAUUACAAAGAGCAUGUUUGUAAUGUCUGUGAAAUGAAAUUUAGAGGUGAUUCACCCUCUCUGAAACACCUGAAUCACAUUUAUCUUAGAGUUUUCAGCUCAAAUGUACAUUAUUUAAUCUCAGUUCAAAUUUUGCAGAAUGUUAUGAAGGCUUUAUAUUUUGUUCGUCACUGAUCAGUUAAGAACGGUUGGUUUACAUUUGAACUGGAUUAAUCUUGUUUUAUAUAC
Molecule: messenger RNA, 2291 nt
Organism: Notolabrus celidotus (New Zealand spotty)
Lineage: Eukaryota; Metazoa; Chordata; Actinopteri; Labriformes; Labridae
Product: GTPase IMAP family member 8-like
Exons: 2
Coding region: 1-1161 (386 amino acids)
Molecular function (GO): GTP binding
Source: RefSeq, a predicted model, not a curated record